Molecule: messenger RNA, 3283 nt
Organism: Amoebophrya sp. A120
Lineage: Eukaryota; Dinophyceae; Syndiniales; Amoebophryaceae
Source: the annotation of a GenBank genome assembly
CGUGUCUGUUGCAGCUCCUGACCCACACCUUCGGUAUCGGUUUUACGAACGUCGCGUCUUGAUCAAAGAAACACGUUCGUUUCAGUUUCUGCCUGUCUGGCCUAAAAUUAUGUUGUUAGCUUCGAUGACAUCAAAACCAAAAGUGGGACUCGUCCAAAUGAAAAAGCGUUUUACAUCAACGUGUCGUGAAACUUUCGGCUAUUGCAACUUCGUGCUUUCGUCCCGGAAUAAUUCGAAUCUCCGCUACGGCACGAAAAGGAUAAAAGUGAAGAAUUUUAAGUAGAUUUGCUUCCUCAUCUUCUACCCAGGAAUAAUUAUUGCAGUACUUACUAGUUGUACCACACCCCGGAAUUUUAAGUUUCCACUCGACGAGCAGUACGUACCAGACACGUUGAAGUUCACUCGACGCCGUUUGGUAGAGGCAAAAGCUAGAUAGCCAAGUAGUAAAAGAGGCUCGGUGAAAAACAACCAGUGAAUCAGGAGACAAAGUAGACUGCAUUUUCUUCUCUCCCCUCCUGUCCUUCCCAACAUGUCGCUCGCAGCCCGGUCGUUCCUCAUCGCAGGAGCCUGUGCGCCGUUGCAAGGGCCGCACCAGGUAGUACAGUCGUGCUGUAGUUGUAGAAAAGAAGGAAAAGCGCACUAGUUGUAAGUCUUUCAGUUCUCACUACCAGGGCCGGCACUGCAUAAAAAUCCGGAGGAUGAUGAUGUUUCCAGAGGGUAGAUGAGUUGUAGUAUGAGCGGUUGUAGUAGCUCCUGUUGGUGCCUGUGUGAAAGCAACUGCAACAACAUGAGGACGAGAACUUUGGCUUUUGCAAUUUGUUGUGCGCUACGCAUACGCUUACUGUCAACCUCAAUCCCGAUCCCCUUUCAAGCACUACUACACGCGGGGACAAAAUAAAAAUUUUGUAGAUCGCCCCUUCUUGGUCAUCUUAAUCUCAUCCCCAACAUUAAACUAACUACUUACUCAACACACACAUCAGGUGGUGUCUGCGCACAAGCACAACGGGCGCCACGCCGUCCCGGUCGUCCCUCGUCCUUUGAAGCAAGGACAAAGCUCCAUGUCCUCGUUGAACCAGCAUGUUCGCCCGUCCGGAAAAAAGGCUUUCUUGCAGAAGGUUUUCGCCAAGAAGGAAAAGCUAUGCACUGCAAAAGCAUCGUACUAGUAGUGAUUGCAAUACAAAUUCGCUCAGCAUGAUGACAGUUGGAAUUUGUCAUGCUGAUUUAAUACCUUGCUUGGGAACGGGAUGCAUAAGUGCAAUUAGUACGAGAGCGAUACUUUUGCACUGGAUAUUAAAAGGUUGGUUGCUCCGGUGAUAGUACGGAUUCAUCCGGCGCCUCGAGCAAUUCGACGACGACUGACACUCGCGACCACGCGGGAGGUUCAAGCCACGGGGGAACCGGGAGCACGGCGGGCGCCGGCGCCGAGGAACCACCGCGGGAGCCGAGUAGCGGAGCCCCUGCGGAUAUCGAAAGGAAAAACUCCCCCUCCCCAUAUUGAAAAGGUACGUUUCCGAAUAUUUGUGUUGCUGAUUUGAGGCCACAGAUCACAUUUGUGUUGCAAGAAGACAAGGGCAGAAGCUGCCGCCCCAUUAUGGAAGCCGUUUGUCAUGCUGUUUGGCCUAAAGGGGAGCCGUUUGCCAUGCUGAACAACUAGACCCAGACGCCUCUGCUUAGGCUGGGUAUCUGGCCGCAGUGCCUUCCUGCAAUACAAAGCGCAUUUGUGUACACAGAUCCAGCAUGAUAUGGGGAGGGGGGAUCAUUUUUCAUUUUGAUAACGGAUGGAGAGGGUUCGGCCGGCGGCGGCGGGGACAGACAAAGCACCGCGUGCCGCCAGUUGGCAGACAAGGAUGCGUGCAAUGCUGCGACCGAGCAAAAGUGUGCUUGGUCAGACCAACCGUUGAAAAUGGACCCCGCCAACUACGGAAGUUGGAAGUGGGACUUUGACGCGAAGCAGUGCAUGGACUGCGCCGCGCUGGAGCAAAAAUAUGAUCCCGUCAAUAUGGGCUGCAUAUGCAAAUUGCACAUAUGAUGGCUGGAUCUUCUCGAAGGAUGCAACUUUUGGUCAUGCUCGCUGCGUCUGCUGGACCGUUCAAAAAUGAAUAAAUCUGUGUUGCAUGAUGAGCGCCGAAAAUCUUCUUGCGUAAUUAUGGUACUGCCUUGCUACGCGUAAUGGGCGAAUUUCUCUUUCUCAUCAUGCGGGACGAUUAUAGGCAUUUUUACUAGGAAGCUCGAGCAGAAAACGUCUCGCCUUUGGGCUGAUCGCAGUCGUCGUCUUGUUCGUGCUCGUUUACAUGUGCCUUGUGAAGCCGAGGGAUUUGAGUUUCGGCUUUGUGAGGAUGAGAUAUGCCUUUUCGGUCCUCGGACAAGCUCGCCUUUUUCGGUUUCCUUCUUCUACCUGAUUCGCAUGCCCGAGUAGAAUCGCGCCUCGCUUGCGUCUUUCUUUUUUCUCGCUUUGCUUGAGCUUCGGACGAGUCUUGUACUCGGAUGAGAGAAGGUGUGGCGCAUACGUACGUAGGUCUGUACUAUGUACAGGUUUAGAGCCAGCGCAGCUGAAGCCCUACUGUGUUGGACUUCCGGCUGGCCACUGGAUUGUCCUUCAUAGGCCGCCGAGAGAUUCGCUCGCCUCGCUCGAUUUUUUUCUUCAUCCUUCUCUUUUUGCUUUUCUUUUUCAAAAAACUAUGCAUGUAGGGACGCACGUGGCAAGAUGGGCGUCCGUCGCGGCCGGUUCUCCCAGGGUUUCAGGGUUUAGGUCGUUUAGGGUUCCUAGUUUGAUUUUACUCGGAAGCUCGAGCAGAAAAAUAACCUGUGAUCAUGCUUCUGUGUCCAUUCCCGACCAGCUGUGUGGUCCACCACGAGAUCAUGUAGUUGACCAUCGAUCAUGUUGACAAAGAGCCUUGCACUUCUCAUCUUCCAGAGGACCCAGACAUAUUUCUUUCCCAGGUAUAGUGCGUGCAAGAGUCCGGUGGCGCGUGCCAGUACAUAUCAAAUGCAAAAAUGUCUGGGUCUGGGAGAUUGCGAGAUUUGUCAUGCUUGUCUGGCAUGACUCUGAGCUCUCCGUUGCAUGGCCGCGAAGAGCUCCUCCUCCCUGUCAUGCAAAAACGCGGUUUCUCAUGCGGAGUACGCAACUCAGAGCCAUGGAAGAAACUUGUCAUGCUUGGCAGCGCAUUAUAGUGAGUUCACUACUCCCUUUCUUGCAUCACAAGUUUCCAGACCCAGACAUUUUUGCAGUUGAUAGUACAAUGCCGACGACAACACAUGCAUACCGGCGGUCGUCAAUUAGACA